AUGAGGCUACACACUCGCCGACCGCUGGCGAUCUUCCUGAUCUCCUCCCUAGCUGCCACCGCCCUGGCUGGCUCGGCCGCCGAUGAUGCCCUCGCCAACCCGUCAAUGAAGAAAUACGACAUUGGCACAAAAGACGCUCCCGUCGACGGCAAGGACGGCAGGCCGCACGAAGGCCCUUUCGUCGAGAUAGAAAACCUUCGGAAGCAAGAUGGCAGGUCAAGCGACGACCUCCCUGACCUGAAGGACAGGCCAGCAGAUCCAACCGUAGUCGACGGCGAGAAAAUACCACAGACCAACGAUGGCAUCAUGUUUGACAAGAACAGGCCCGAGCCCAAGGAGGGCACAACGGGAACAUCAGGCGGCGUGAGCGAGAAGGACAAGGCGCGAGCCGCAAAGGAGGCGCAGACUGGCGAGAGGGUAGAGAAUAGACCAGAGACCCCCAAGGAGGCGCCGCCGCUGCCACAUAGCGAGCAGGAGAAGAUCUUGGGCAGCGAGGGCAAAGACAAGAGCAAGGCCAAGGACGGCCAAUCCCCCGACGAAAUCGCCGGGUUUGAUAAACCGACCGAUCUGCCAGGCAAGACACACGAUGCCGCUCCUCCCGUCCCCGAAUCUGCGAACAAAGACCACCUCGAUGUUUCAGCAGGCGGCUCUGGAUCUUCCACCAGCAAGGGCAAAUACGAGGAAGAGAGCCCCGACGGGCUUAUUCGGCCCUUCCACUCCUUCUUCCUCUCCUUGACCAUGAUUCUCUUCUCCGAGGUUGGAGACAAGACAUUCCUUGUCGCUGCGCUGAUGGCCAUGAAACAUGACCGGAUGGUUGUCUUCUCUGCGGCUUUCAGCGCCCUCAUCACCAUGACCGUGCUGUCUGCCGUCAUGGGCCACGCCGUGCCAACACUCAUCCCCAAGCGCCUCACCAACUUCCUCGCCGCCGGCCUGUUCCUUGUCUUUGGCGUGCGCUUGCUCCGAGAGGGCAUGGGAAUGAGCCCCGACGAGGGCGUGUCCGCCGAGAUGGCCGAGGUCGAGAUGGAGCUGAACGAGAAGGAGAGCCAGGCCCGUAAGCAGGGCCGGCGCCGCAGCUCCAUCUCUCCCUACGCUCUGGAAAUGGGCGUUAACAGGGCUCACACCAGGAAGUCGCGAUCGCAGUCCCGUUUCCCCACGCCUCCCCGAAGCCCGUCGACUUCGCCCGGCCGCAGCCCUUCGCCACGAAGGGGCGCCCUGGGUGCCUUUGUCGACGGCGCGCAAAACCUCUUCUCUCUGCUGCUCAGCCCGGCUUGGGUCCAGACCUUCGUCAUGACCUUCCUCGGCGAGUGGGGCGACCGCAGCCAGAUCGCAACCAUUGCCAUGGCUGCUGGCCAGGACUACUGGUGGGUGACUCUCGGCGCUGUUCUCGGACACGGCUGCUGCACUGGCGUUGCUGUCAUCGGUGGCCGAGCUAUUGCGGGCAAAGUCAGCCUCAAAGUUGUGACCAUUGGCGGCGCAGUUGCCUUCUUACUCUUCGGCUUUAUCUACUUCGUCGAGGCCAUCUACACAUAG
Molecule: messenger RNA, 1530 nt
Organism: Phaeoacremonium minimum UCRPA7
Lineage: Eukaryota; Fungi; Ascomycota; Sordariomycetes; Togniniales; Togniniaceae
Product: putative transmembrane protein pft27 protein
Exons: 3
Coding region: 1-1530 (509 amino acids)
Biological process (GO): calcium ion transmembrane transport; Golgi calcium ion homeostasis; Golgi calcium ion transport
Cellular component (GO): fungal-type vacuole membrane; Golgi apparatus
Molecular function (GO): calcium ion transmembrane transporter activity; manganese ion transmembrane transporter activity
Source: RefSeq, a predicted model, not a curated record